UUUUCUUUCAUUCUUUUAGAUAUCCAGCUGGCUGGAUUUUCACGACUGGUUCGUAGUUUUGGCGCUCCCGCAGAGCAACAGAAUUGCUUCACAAGCACGAAGUCGAUAUGACAUGGCUGUUCAGAGAUGUUUUCAGCGCGUCCUUUCAAUCCGCGUUGUGGAAACGGCACACCCGCGCAACCACAUGCCGUGUCACUCUGUGUUUCUUUUUCCUGGCACUCGCAACAUGUGUCACGCAAUCGACGUUGCUAGGCUUGUCAGUCAGCGUCAGUGCUCAAGGGAGGAAGCUCAUGUCGGACAUCAUUGAUGCCGCCGGUGUACAGAGGGGAUUUACGGUCGUGCAUGGUGACGUGAUUGAGAUAUGCUACGGAAUCCCAAGUCUUCGCGGUACAUCCUGCGAUAUCGUCUAUAAUGGAACAGGCAAGCAACAAUCAAGUUGCCACCGAUGCUGCAGGGCUUGCUAGUCGGGACGUGUCCAUAAACCCCCUCGUUGAUAGUGCAGGCACGACACAAGGAGUGGUCGUGUCUAAUCCAGGCUCUUCGACGACUCUCAGCCUCCAGUGUGUCGAAUCUCUUACCUGGUUGGAAACUUUCCUCCGUGAUGCCAAGAGUGAAGACGUCAUCCACAUCGCUUUCCAGUGUUGGCUGUUCUCAAACUUCCCUGGUAUCUUUGAUUAUGGAAUCGAUCCCACACCUGUACGUGCAGGCGAGUCAGAAAAACCGAGUGAACGAGCUGCGAAGAAAACGUAUACCGAUAUCGUCAAUGGAGCGUGCGAUGGCGUAGAUGUUCUUGGUGGUUGGCCGAGCGAUGUCAUCCGCUAUGCUAUCCUCGGAAUCCACGGCAGUGUCUUUUUGUGUACGAUCUUCCUUGUUUACAAGUUGGUGAAGAUCUACGGAAAAGAGAUGUUCAGUAGUGUUGGUUCGUCACCCGCAGUCACCCGAGUCUUGAAGCUCCUACAUUGGCUGACAGUAUUCCUUCAAUUCGCCUCGUUUUACGUUGUCGCUUCUGCUGCGGCCUGGUUCGACAAGCGCAAGACUGGCAUUAUUUCUCCCUAUUCGCACAGCACAUUGUUCGACGUGGCCUUCGUUGUUGUUUCUGCUAUCAUUCUUCCAUGGUGGCUUUUGGGUUUACGUUCGAUCCGGCUCGAACAGAAAAGCUGGUUCUUGGUCUUUUCUUUUCUUAACGUUGUCCUGCUCGUAUUCUCCGCUCUCUUGUUCACCAGCGCACUGUACCGCUACGAGAUUGGAGCGUGGGCGUUUUUGGGUUCCCUUUCGAUAAUGGCUGGCCUCCUACUCAUUGUUUCCUGCAUCCUGGCUUUAAUAUGUAGGGUGCAUUUCGGGCUUGGGCUCAAACAAUUUCGUGGGUGUCAUGCUUCUUUCUGCCUUAUCUAUUUACCUACUAGCGGUGGCGCGGUACUGAUGACAUCCUUUCUAAAAAAAAUCCGUGAUCAAUGGGAACACUUCAGUCAUCGUGCAAGCUGAGCUACGGAAGUCAGGAUUCACCCAGGACAGGUUCGUCCUGGAUCCAAGCAGGGUCACUGUCACCAUCACCAGUACAACAACAACAACCGCCUUUCCGGAAAAAGUUAGGGUUCUCUACGGUAGCGUCGGACGACCCGUCUCAUCUACGUU
Pisolithus orientalis is the source of this 1632-nucleotide messenger RNA. RefSeq lists its product as uncharacterized. The transcript is spliced from 11 exons. Bases 412 to 1482 code for a protein of 356 amino acids. The record is from RefSeq and is a predicted model, not a curated record. Gene Ontology annotation, cellular component: Golgi apparatus. Lineage: Eukaryota; Fungi; Basidiomycota; Agaricomycetes; Boletales; Pisolithaceae.